GUGUGUGGUUCCACUGUGGAUGCAGGAGCUGUCGGUGGGCCCCGCUGAUCCAGUGUGACUACUGCCCCCUGCUGUUUCACGCCGACUGCCUCGAGUUCCCGCUGGCCUCUCUGCCCACUGGCCGAUGGAUGUGCCCUAACCAUGCAGAGAACUACUUGGAGGAGAAGCUGCUCAAUUCAGUGAGCCUGACGGAGCGAGUGCGCCUGUGGGACCGGUUUGGAGGAGGCAGCCGGCUGAACCAGGACGCAGUGAAGCUGGCAUUUCUCACGCGUGCCCAUCGGCCGCAUCCACCAUUCCGCUUGAAACGUCAGCGGCCCCGGCUAUAUCGCGCCCACAUCCCGCGUGCUGUGCGCGAUCACUACCGCCGCCGGCCGCCGCCUCUGUCCCUUUCCUCGGCCCCCCAAUCGCAGCAGGACGAGCAGGAGCUGUGGCUGGCUUCCCUGGUGGCUCUGCAAUUGGCCCUGGCUGCACGCACUGCCAAAGGGGGCUCGGCCAUGGAUGUGCGAGAGGAGGAGAAAGGGGCCAGCCCUGAAGACGGCCCCUUUGGAUGGGAAGUGAACCAGCUGGAUGAGAAGCUUGUGCGCCUACUUGCCUGGCAAAGGCUGCAGCAGCUGCUUCCUGUCAAUGGUGUCAAUGUGUCUGGGGUGGUUGCAAGCGAUGUGCAGGCGCGGGCAAUGGUUUGUCCUGUGGGGAGCAAAGGAAGCCCUGUACCGAUGCCCUACCGGACGCUGACACUGGGCUCAGGUGCGUGCCUUUGCCUUGUUGAUGAGUACUUUGGGCGAUUAGGGAGUGACUUUCUGUGA
Rhipicephalus sanguineus (brown dog tick) is the source of this 803-nucleotide messenger RNA. Its product is annotated as PHD finger protein 12-like. The record is from RefSeq and is a predicted model, not a curated record. NCBI's taxonomy places the organism in Eukaryota, Metazoa, Arthropoda, Arachnida, Ixodida, Ixodidae. The transcript has 6 exons. The annotation marks the transcript as partial. Gene Ontology annotation, cellular component: nucleus; Sin3-type complex. Gene Ontology annotation, biological process: negative regulation of transcription by RNA polymerase II. Gene Ontology annotation, molecular function: transcription corepressor activity.